GGAAAUUCUAAUGCUCAAUUACUCUUUUGUAUGCAAGCUAACUACUUUUUUCUCUGUGUUAAUGUUCAAGAUAAUACUGUGCCAAGAUAAUUUUGAAAAUAUCCCAACUCCUGAUUACAUCAAAGUGGUUGAAGUUCCUGAUCAAAUUGAUGAACCUUAUCAACUUGACGAUAGCAUGAAGCUCAACCCCAAUGACUUCGAUGUUGUCAUGUUUGAGACACACACCAAGAGAGUCCUCCAGGCUUCCAACACCACCUCCACUGCUGCUGGUAACGGAACUGUCAAUAUCGAGCCUUUCAAAAUGUACACAGUGACUGUGACUUCAAGAGCUUCGAACAGCGCUCUCAGAAACAACGGAGAAGACAAGUUCUAUGUCCGGAUCCAGAAUGAGUGCACUUACUCCAACCAGACGACAUGUACGGAAGUGGGUGGGGCGGCCAACACAGUGCCGACUCCAUACGAAGGACUGAUGACAUACAACGGAGACUCCACUUACUCGUACAACUACACGCUCAGUGUGACCGGAAAGAUAUCCGUGACAGUAUUUCUCAGGAACACUGGCAGAGUCAUGGUUGAGUGGCACAGAAAUCAUGUUCUAUCAAGUUUUCACUCAAACGCAGAAUCUACCCAAAUUAAUUUUUAUUGGAGUAGUGGUGGAUAUCCUUGUUGAGGAAGACGUGAUUACAUCAGUGCUAAGUUUAGAUCAUAUCUCCGUCCAAAUAUAUCAGGGACUUACACUAUUUAUACCAACUCAGAUAGAGGAGCGAGACUUUAUGUUGAAGGAACAACAAAGAUAAAUUAUUGGAACAGUGGAACAAAUGGCCUCAGAGGUUUCUCAAUGGCUUUGACUAAAGAUACCAACUAUUAUAUUGAAGCCUGGUACCAAGAGUAUACAGGAUCAACAUAUUUUUAUUUAGAGUGGAUUGUUCCAGGUGCUUCUCGAAUUGUUGUGCCAACUGUAAAUUUUGUUUGGCCCGAAUUUGUUACAACUGCUCCCUUCACAAUUGAUAUUGCCUGUCCAUCUGGAUAUACCCACACUAAUACAGACCACCCAGACGAAUGCUACCCUGUGUGUGGUGACAGCAUGAGGGUCGGAGCUGAAGUCUGCGAUGAUGGAAACACUCGCUCAAAUGAUGGAUGUGCAGAAGAUUGCCUCUCGGUCGAGACCAACUGCACUUGAACAGGCGGUAGCGCCUCACAAGCCGACUACUGCUCUUGCCUGACCAGCUUCGUGAACGAAACAGUGGUUGAAGAAUAUUCCACUGCUUCCAAAGUGAUGGUCUUUGCAGUCUUCGGAGUAUUCACCUCGGUGUCAGUAGCCGCCAUCGUAGUUACCGUUAUUGUGGAGUUGAGACAGCCGAUCCAGUACUCACAGAUCCAGCAGAGAAGCAUUCGAGUCACACAGAAAGUCAAGGCGGACGCUCAGAAGAAGAUCGAAGCAGACAGAAGGAAGAGAAGUACCAGAUACGAAGCUUAAGGAGACAUUAUCCAAUGUUAUAAGUUUCAAGGAUAAUAUAAUAUC
This is a messenger RNA of Moneuplotes crassus, 1522 nucleotides long. The record is from the annotation of a GenBank genome assembly. NCBI's taxonomy places the organism in Eukaryota, Ciliophora, Spirotrichea, Euplotida, Euplotidae.